AUGGCCACCGUCAUGGAGAAGCCCGCGCCGAGGGACAUGUCCCACCACUAUUCACGCGUCACCAAUCGCCGCGCCGCAAGCCAGAUGAAGCAGUUUUACAAGUACUUCGCCAUUCCGGGCAUUGGUAAUCUUGCUGGAGGUCUUCCGAACCCCUCGUACUUCCCUUACGAUACUCUUGAAGCACAAACCGCGGUACCUGAUCGAUUCAAGCCAACUCCCAAUAAGCCUAUCGACCCGCCCGCAUCUUGGGAACCUCCAACGGCUUCGCGAGUGCUUGUGCCUCACGAUUCUGCCGAAACAAACAUCUUGCGCAAGAUUGAUCUGACGACCGCCUUGCAGUAUGGCACCGCGCAGGGAUAUCCCCCCCUCUACACUUUCAUCCGCUCUUUCACACAGACAAACUUACAUCCCAAUGUUCCGUACAAAGGAGGUCCGGAGGUCAUCCUUACCUGCGGCUCCACAGACGGCUUCGCCAAGACCAUUGAAUGCUUCAGCAACGUCUGGGAUGAGGAGAGAGAUUGGAUCCGAGAAAGAGAGGGGAUCUUAUGCGAAGAAUUUGCCUACAUGAACGCCAUCCAGGCAGCUCGACCUCGAGGACUCAAUGUCGUGCCGGUGGCUAUUGACGACGAAGGGAUGAUGGCGUAUGGCAAGGGAGGGCUCCAGGACGUCUUGGUCAAGUGGGAUAAGAAUCAGGGUAAGAGACCGCACUUGAUGUACACCGUGACGAUGGGUCAGAAUCCGACCUCUGGCCUGCUCUCUUUACAGAGGCGAAAGGAAAUCUACGGCUUGUGCCAAAAGUACGACAUUAUCAUUGUAGAGGAUGACCCCUACUGGUACCUGCAAUAUCCGUCAGCAAACGAGCUCUCGUUGGAGGCCAGAGGAAAAGUGAUCUCGGAGAAUUUCCCGAUCGGCCCGCACAACUACAACACACAUUCAGGAGGUAAAUCAAGCGGGUUUCCCUUCUUGGAUAGCCUUGUCCCUUCUUACCUCGCCGUCGACGUGGAUGGCAGAGUAGUGCGCUUGGACACUUUCAGCAAGACUGUCGCGCCAGGCUGCCGAUUGGGGUGGGUCACAGCUCAACCUGCAGUGGUGGAGAGGAUCCUGCGCAUCACCGAGACGAGUACUCAACAGCCUAGUGGAUUUGUACAAAGCAUGAUCGCAGAGCUUCUUAUGGGCCCAUCAGCAAAGGGCGACGCAGGUAAGGGAGGCAGCAAGGACGGAAGUGGGUGGAAAGCUGAUGGCUGGAUUCGAUGGCUUGAGGGGCUGAGAGGCAAUUAUGAGAGGCGCAUGCAGCUGAUGGCAUCGACUCUCGAGGAAGGAAAACACCUCAUCCAGGACUCGAAGCCCAAGUCGAAUGCAUUUGCACCGGACGACGUCGAAUAUGAGGUCGUGCACAAGACACAAAUGUACGACUUUGUUCAUCCUAUGGCCGGCAUGUUUCUUUGGUUGCAUGCCAGGUUUGAGACACAUCCUCUCUUCAACGAGAUUGACCACGAACGACUAUACCGGGCACUGUGGAUUCUUCUCACAACUGAGCCGUAUCUGGUUCUCGUGGCUCCCGGGCAGAUGUUUUCCCCUACGCCCGAGAUUGCCAAAGAGAAGGGCUGGCAGUACUAUCGACUGUGUUUUGCCGCGGUGGACGACGAUGUGAUCAAGAAGCACAGUGACAACAUCGUUGCCGCGUUCCGACAUUUCUGGACCAUUGAAGAUGUCAAGGAGAUUGACAGGCUUAUCGAUGGAGAUGACGAGAGUUUGGAGGCAAGGUUGGGCGAACUCGCCAUGCAGAACCAGGUGAGCUCCAACGAGUCUUCGUCGCCCUUCUCGAAGCCUCCAACACUGACACAGACCCUACAGGGCUCAUUUGCGACAAACCCAAUCAUCUGCUGA
Molecule: messenger RNA, 1887 nt
Organism: Cladophialophora yegresii CBS 114405
Lineage: Eukaryota; Fungi; Ascomycota; Eurotiomycetes; Chaetothyriales; Herpotrichiellaceae
Exons: 2
Coding region: 1-1887 (628 amino acids)
Biological process (GO): biosynthetic process
Molecular function (GO): transaminase activity; pyridoxal phosphate binding
Source: RefSeq, a predicted model, not a curated record